This is a messenger RNA of Zingiber officinale, 1190 nucleotides long. RefSeq lists its product as uncharacterized. NCBI's taxonomy places the organism in Eukaryota, Viridiplantae, Streptophyta, Magnoliopsida, Zingiberales, Zingiberaceae. The transcript has 2 exons. Bases 164 to 826 code for a protein of 220 amino acids. The record is from RefSeq and is a predicted model, not a curated record.
GCUACUGUUCAUCGUGCCAAAAAUUUCUGCAUCGUGUUUUCUUUGUAUCGCAGCCCCCGUUCUUCAUUCCGAUCAACUUCUCAAGAGCUAAGGUUGGUGUUGAAGGUUAAGACAACUGUUGGGAAAUCCUCGGUUAGCUGGAAUCUCUCCUAAAGGGGCUUAUAUGGCGAGUUUUGUUGAAUCUGAACUUCCACCGCUCUUGCUGCUGGGAAACGGCAAAAAGAGCAAAUUCAGCUUCCAUUCUUCAUCGACGAUCAUUGGAGGGGUUCUCUGGUCUUCAUGCGAUAAAUUGCUUGAGCUUGAUCCAGAGAUUGAAAGAACUUUUAGAGCUUUGAGGAUUCAAGAGAGAACACCAGAAAUUUCUGAAAGUAAUUUUCAAGUUUUGGAUAUUUCAAUGGCAGAGAACAACAGAACUAUGAAGGAACUUGUUGCUCCUGAUACGACUUACAAGUAUUCUUGCAUUACUUAUCCAGACUUGUCAGUGGAUUUCGAGCUCAGAUCGGGUUUAAUUCAUUUGCUUCCUAAGUUUCAAGGUUUAUCAGGGGAAGAUCCUAACAGACAUUUGCAUGAGUUCCAUGUGGUUUGCUCUACUAUGAAACCACAAGGCAUUUCAGAGGAGGAUAUCAAGUUGAGAGCCUUCCCAUUUUCAUUGUCAGGAUCAGCAAAGGAAUGGUUGUACUAUCUUCCAGCGGGAUUCAUUACGAGUUGGAUUGACAUGAAGAGGGCAUUUUUAGAGAAAUACUUCCCAGCUUCUAGAACCACAACUAUAAGGAAGAACAUCUAUGGUAUUCAACAAGUUGUGGGAGAAACUCUUUAUGAUUACUAGGAGAGGUUCAAGAAAUUGUGUUCAAGUUGUCCUUAACAUCAAAUUCGUGACCAGUUACUUGUUUAAUAUUUUUAUGAGGGUUUGUUACCUAUGGAUAGGAGCAUGAUUGAUGCAGCAGCUGGAGGUGCUUUGGUUAACAAAACUCCAGAAAAAGCAAGGGAGCUCAUUGCAAAUAUGGCAGAAAAUUCUCAACAAUUUGGGAGUAGGGUACUUACUACUAGAGCAGUUGGUGAAGUUCAAACGGUAUCAAAUGAGCAAAAGGAGAUCAAGGCCCAACGGUCCAGAAGCUUCUAUUUCUGUGCUUCAACGUUGUACGAGGCUUCUCCGCCUGAAGGAGUUUUUAGUGAGCUUAAUGUUCCUUGGA